ACAGCAUCCUUCAAGCAAGAUAAAUUUACUCAACAAGACUUGUUUUUAGAGCAAAUAUCUCGAAUUAGGUUUCUUCUUUUUUCUUGCUGAAUGUAUGCGGUUUAUGAUUAUGUUUAGAUCUUUUAAUUUUAGAAACAACAUUUAUUGUAUGUAUUUAUUUUUAUUUUUUUGGCGUCUCUGUAUACUUCCCUCAGAUGGGCGUCUCUGGGAUACUUGAUCUCUUGAGCUUUCCUCUGGACGUCUGUAGAUGAUUUUCAGGUCUGAUUUGUCUCUGUUUUCUGCCCAGGUCUGAGAAAUGAGCUUGGCUCCUUCUCUCUGAUGCACUCGAGCUAAGGGCCGUCCUGGUGGAUUUGCCCCUGACCCAGCGGAGCGUUUCCAGCCCCAGCCCCGCUCCACGGCCAACAUGCUGAUCAAAGAGUACCGCAUCCCCAUGCCCAUGAGCGUGGAGGAGUACCGCAUCGCUCAACUCUACAUGAUUCAGAAAAAGAGUCGUGAAGAGAGUGAAGGCGAGGGCAGUGGGGUGGAGAUCCUGGAGAACCGACCCUACAGGGAUGGCCCAGGCGGCUCUGGUCAAUACACCCAUAAGGUUUACCACAUCGGCCAACACAUCCCUAGCUGGUUCCGCUCCAUCUUGCCAAAAGCUGCUCUUCGUGUGGAAGAGGAAUCCUGGAACGCCUACCCAUACACCCGCACACGCUACACGUGUCCUUUCGUCGAAAAGUUCUCCAUCGAUAUCGAGACGUACUACAAGCCGGACACGGGUUGCCAGAAUGACGUCUUCAACAUGUCCUCGGCCGAAAAGAGGCAACGGGAUAUAGAUCCCAUCGAUAUUGUGAAUGAAUUCAUCGCCCCUCAUGAGUACCUGGCUGAGGAAGACCCCAAACUCUACAAGUCAUAUAAAACCCAGCGGGGCCCCCUGUCUGACAACUGGAUCGUGGAAAUCAACAACAACCCAGGCAAAAUGCCCGUCAUGUGCGCUUACAAGUUGUGUAAGGUGGAGUUUCGAUACUGGGGCAUGCAGUCCAAGAUUGAGCGCUUCAUUCACGAUGUGGGGCUGAGGAAGGUGAUGGUACGCGCUCAUCGGCAGGCCUGGUGUUGGCAGGACGAGUGGUACGGUCUGACCAUGGAGGAUAUCCGGCAGCUGGAGCUGGAGACGCAGCUGGCUCUGGCACAGAAGAUGGCACAGUACAGCUGCAACGAGGAGGGCGGCGAGAACAACGGCGCCGUCACCAGCCCCGAGAAAGAGCACGAAGCCAAGGAGGCCAUCAGCUCCAUCGAAGCCGAGGGCACGACGAGGACCAUGGGGGACACGCUGCAGGCGCGAGGAGAGCUGACCAAGCAGUGGUCCACCUCUUCCAGGUCCUCGCAUUCCUCGAAGAGAGGGGGAAGUCCUUCACGUCACAGCAUUUCUGAAUGGCGCAUGCAGAGCAUCGCCAGAGAUUCGGAGGACAGCACAGACGACGAGUUCUUUGACGCUCACGAGGACUUCUCUGACAACGAGGAGAUCUUUGCCAAGGACAUCACCAAAUGGAGUUCCAACGAUCUGAUGGAUAAAAUCGAGACAGCAGAGGCAGAGGAAGCCCAGGGUGACUAUCAAGAAUCGGGUGGGGAGUUUUCUGGGACCUCCAGCGUGGAUCGGCUCAAUGAGAGACGCAGGGCCAUGCGGCGCUCCAGCGUCUGUAAGCAUCGACGUACAGCACGCAAACACCCAGCUGACUGUUCCUCACAGCAGUGCUUACAGCCGUCCAAGAUCCACGUCCUCAUCCUGGUCCUGCACGGCGGCAACAUCCUGGAUACGGGCAGCGGAGACCAGAACAGCAAGCAGGGGGACGUCAACACCAUCAGCAGUGCGUUUGAUGCUGUGAUGCGGGUUCAUUACCCCGCUGCAUUGGGCCGCAUCGCCAUCCGCCCGGUUCCGUGUCCGGCUGUGUGUGUGGAGGCCUUCUCUCUGGUGUCAAAUUUGAGUCCCUAUAGCUAUGACGAAGGCUGCCUCUCCAACAGUCAGGAUCACAUCCCUCUGGCUGCCCUGCCCCUAUUGGCCACCUCUGCACCACAGUACCAGGACGCCGUGGCAACGGUCAUAGUGCGAGCCAAUCAGGUCUACGGUGACUUCAUCAAAUCCCUGGAGGGAGCCACUUUCACCGGACAGGUGUGUCUGAUUGGUGACUGUGUGGGAGGCAUUCUGGGAUUUGAUGCUCUCUGCAGCAGCAACGUCACCACUGUGUCAGAUAGUCAAAACAGCAGCCGACGCGGCAGCAUUGUCAGUGUGCAGGACAAUGACCUGCUGUCACCAGGGAUCAUUAUAAACAGCUCUCACUGCUCGGGCUCGGGUUUGACUCUGGAGGGCAGUCGGCACCUCAGCCGCAGUAAUAUAGACAUUCCUCGUUCCAGCGGUCCGGACGACCCCAAAAAACAGAUGCCCCGCAAACGCAGCGACUCCUCCACCUACGAGCUCGACACCAUCAAACAGCACCAGGCCUUCCUGACCAGUCUGCACUCCAGCGUUUUGAGGAACGAUCCGGGUUCGCGCCGGUCCAGCAGCAGUACCAUGCUGGAGGGAGGAGGCGCACUGGGAAAGUUCGACUUUGAAGUGUCUGACUUCUUCCUCUUCGGCUCUCCGCUCGGCCUGGUCCUCGCUCUGAGGAAAACCGUCGUCCCUUCUUUGGCCGUGGCUCAUCUUCGUCCGGCGUGCCAGCAGGUUUACAACCUGUUCCACCCGGCGGAUCCCUCCGCCUCACGUCUGGAGCCCCUGCUGGAGAAUCGCUUCCACCUGAUGCCACCGUUUAGUGUGCCGCGAUACCAGCGCUUCCCGCUGGGUGAUGGCCAGUCAGCGCUGCUGGUGGAAACCAUCCAGAGUAACCCUCACCUCCUGUUGGAGAGUGUGAGCUGUGCUGCCCAGCGCUGUCAGGAUGGCAUCAGCGAGACUUCCAUUCCCGUCCCUGUGCUCAACUGGCAAGCCAUGCCGGCCCCCGCCGAGUCGGAUGCAAUGCAGUCUCACAGCAUCAUGUUUGCGGAUCACUCCAAUCCUUCGUCUCCGGCAUCUGUUCCAGCCUUCCGCGGGGCACGCAGGGCCAGCGAGACCAGCAUCGCCAGCCAGGUGUCGGGGUUAGUGGACAGUUACACCGCCUCCAACAUCGCCAACAUCGCUGCUCGCUGGUGGGGCACGAAGCGCAUUGAUUUCGCUCUGUAUUGUCCUGAUGCUUUGACUGCGUUCCCCACCGUGGCUCUACCUCACCUGUUUCACGCCUCCUACUGGGAAUCAACGGACGCUGUGUCUUUCCUGCUCCGACAGGUAAUGAGGCAUGAGAACUCCAGUAUUUUGGAACUCGAUGGGAAGGAGGUGUCAGAAUUCACUCCGUCCAAACCGCGGGAGAAGUGGAUAAGGAAGAGGACCCACGUGAAAAUCAGGAACGUUACGGCAAACCACCGUGUGAACGAUGCUGUGUUUACGGAGGACGGCAAUCAGGUGGUCACGGGUCGCUUCAUGUACGGGCCGCUGGACAUGGUCACACUGACAGGAGAGAAGGUGGACAUCCACAUCAUGACCCAGCCUCCGUCCGGUGAGUGGGUGUAUUUCAGCACAGAACUGACCAAUAGCAGCGGCCGGGUUUUCUACACCAUUCCCGAGAACAAGCGGCUGAGCAUCGGCGUGUAUCCGGUCAAAAUGGUGGUCAGGGGAGACCACACAUCUGCUGACAGUUACCUGACGGUGCUGCCGCGCGGCACUGAGUUUGUCGUGUUCAGCAUCGACGGCUCGUUUGCCGCCAGCGUGUCCAUCAUGGGCAGCGACCCUAAAGUGCGAGCAGGAGCGGUUGAUGUGGUCAGGCACUGGCAGGAUCUGGGGUACCUGAUAGUGUACGUGACGGGACGUCCAGACAUGCAGAAGCAGCGUGUGGUGGCCUGGCUUUCACAGCACAACUUCCCUCACGGGAUCGUGUCCUUCUGUGACGGGCUCGUACAUGACCCCCUCCGACACAAAGCCAACUUCCUCAAGUCUCUCAUCACAGAGGCACAUAUGAAGAUCUUUGCUGCUUAUGGCUCCACUAAGGACAUAUCUGUGUACACGUCACUGGGUCUACCGCCAUCACAGAUCUACAUCGUAGGGAGACCAACGAAGAAAAUGCAGCACCAGUGUCAGUUCAUCGCCGAUGGCUACGCGUCUCACCUGUCCCAGCUAGAAUACAAUCAGAGAUCGAGACCAGCCAAGACCGGCAGCACUCGCAUGGUCUUGCGGAAAGGCAGUUUCGGGCUUGGCGGCAGUGGGGAUUUCCUGCGGAAGCGCAAUCACCUGUUGCGCACCAUUUCCUCGCAACCCACGUCCUCCACGCCGCCCGUGCAGAUAGGACGUCCCGAACGUGCACAGAGCCAAUCAGAAUGCGACCGCGAGCGGGCAGAACGUGCCCAGAGGAGCAUGAGCAUCGCCGCCGGCUGCUGGGGCCGAACCAGCAGACUCGAGGGCGGAGCCUUGAGCCCAAAAUAGGCUCCACUCACCAGGUCCAAAUUCUUGAGGCACUUCGUUCUGGAGGCACAUGGGGCUGCAGGAUCGAACACGACGAAGUCUCACAGUAUUACAACAGACUCUGUGAGUGAACCUCACGGCAUUACCAUUGUUGCAUGGGAAUUGUUUUUGUUCAUGUUUCAGUUUUUUUUUUUUAGUCCGGCAGCCAACCAUUUUCCAGAAAUCUAGCGCCUUAAGCAUCGCUCUGGGUCGUGGCCCUCGCCUCUGACUUGAUUGAAUGUACUUUUGGGACUGAAAACGGAUCGUUGGGUGGGUAUGGACUUUUCCCGCUUUUUUCCAUCAUUCCCCUUCCGAGAUUCCCACACAUGUAAAUACGUGCCUCCUCUUACCUGCUCAGGGCAGCCAUGAACUCGAGGAGCUGAUAAGACCCAGAGGCCAUUUCACAUCCCUCUUCUCAUUGGUUUCCGUUGGGCCGGCCCAUCCCGGCAGCCUCUCCGAGUCGAAUCCCAGCAGCAUUUGGCAAUAAGGAUUGAAUCCCAUCACACUAAACGCCGUCUGCAGGUCAUCAGAGGCCUUAACUUCGUAUUCAGAGCACCAACGAACUCUCAAAGGAACAGCUAUCCCUUUAUAAGGCCAUCUGCUUGCAAUACCUCCGGGAUGCCACCUCGACAUGGGCUGCUGGGUCACGUUUCUUUCCUUUUUGCUGUUUUGUUCACAUCUGAGCCACCAAACACGAUCGUAAGCACACGCCACAUCUGCUGAAGUAAAACUUUUCCGCUGCUGCGGUUGCUGUCGACAUGGAGAGAAUUUCCCAUCGAGGUUGCGCCGUGCAGCUCGCUGUAUUUGCAUGACGGACAAUUUUUCCAAGAUUUCGCUUGAUCAUUUCCUCUCGAAAUCCUUUGCACUCAUUUCCGGGGCAGCGGUUCGACUCGCUCGAUACCGCCAACGGCCAAAACGAUUCAUUUCGAAAGCUGUAGUUCUGCAACUGCAUAACCACAUUGUUUUUUUUUUGCACUAGUG
Messenger RNA from Sinocyclocheilus anshuiensis, 5479 nucleotides. It is a transcript of the gene pitpnm2, whose product is annotated as phosphatidylinositol transfer protein, membrane-associated 2. The transcript has 25 exons. Gene Ontology annotation, cellular component: cytoplasm. Gene Ontology annotation, molecular function: metal ion binding; phosphatidylinositol transfer activity; phosphatidylinositol binding. Gene Ontology annotation, biological process: phospholipid transport. The record is from RefSeq and is a predicted model, not a curated record. The coding region runs from base 404 to 4480 and encodes 1358 amino acids. Lineage: Eukaryota; Metazoa; Chordata; Actinopteri; Cypriniformes; Cyprinidae.